Messenger RNA from Carlito syrichta (Philippine tarsier), 1738 nucleotides. It is a transcript of the gene BCKDHA, whose product is annotated as branched chain keto acid dehydrogenase E1, alpha polypeptide. Gene Ontology annotation, molecular function: oxidoreductase activity, acting on the aldehyde or oxo group of donors, disulfide as acceptor. Gene Ontology annotation, biological process: branched-chain amino acid catabolic process. The record is from RefSeq and is a predicted model, not a curated record. Lineage: Eukaryota; Metazoa; Chordata; Mammalia; Primates; Tarsiidae. The transcript has 9 exons. The coding region runs from base 40 to 1380 and encodes 446 amino acids.
CUAGGCGAGGGGCGGAUCACCUAGUGGUUAUUGGCCAAGAUGGCGGUAGCGAUCGCUGCGGGCUGGGCCUGGAGGCCAAGCCGAGGCUUGGGUCAGGCUGCCCUCCUGCUGCUGCGGCGGCCUGGGGCUCGGGGGCUGGCUACAUCUCACUCCCACAGGCAGCAGCAGCAGCAGUUCUCAUCUCCAGGUGACAAGCCCCAGUUCCCAGGGGCCUCGGCGGAGUUUAUAGACAGGCUUGAGUUCAUCCAGCCCAAUGUCAUCUCUGGAAUCCCCAUCUACCGCGUCAUGGACCGGCAGGGCCAGAUCAUCAACCCCAGCGAGGAUCCCCAUCUGCCCCAGGAGAAGGUGCUGAAGUUGUACAAGAGCAUGACGCUGCUCAACACCAUGGACCGCAUCCUCUACGAGUCUCAGCGGCAGGGCCGAAUCUCCUUCUACAUGACUAACUAUGGCGAGGAGGGGACGCACGUGGGGAGCGCAGCCGCCCUGGACAACACAGACCUGGUGUUUGGCCAAUACCGGGAGGCAGGUGUGCUGAUGUAUCGGGACUACCCCCUGGAGCUGUUCAUGGCCCAGUGCUAUGGCAACGUGAACGAUCUGGGCAAGGGGCGCCAGAUGCCAGUACACUACGGCUGCAAGGAGCGCCACUUCGUCACCAUCUCCUCUCCACUGGCCACGCAGAUCCCUCAGGCGGUGGGGGCAGCCUAUGCGGCCAAGCGGGCCAAUGCCAACAGGGUUGUCAUCUGCUACUUCGGCGAAGGGGCAGCCAGCGAGGGGGAUGCCCACGCUGGCUUCAACUUCGCUGCCACACUCGAGUGCCCCAUCAUCUUCUUCUGCCGGAACAACGGCUACGCCAUCUCCACGCCCACCUCGGAGCAGUACCGCGGGGACGGCAUUGCGGCACGGGGCCCUGGAUAUGGCAUUAUGUCGAUCCGUGUGGAUGGUAAUGACGUGUUUGCUGUGUACAAUGCCACAAAGGAGGCCCGGCGGCGCGCUGUGGCAGAGAACCAGCCCUUCCUCAUUGAGGCCAUGACCUACAGGAUUGGGCACCACAGCACCAGUGAUGACAGUUCAGCCUACCGCUCGGUGGAUGAGGUCAGUUACUGGGACAAGCAGGACCACCCCAUCUCCCGGCUGCGGCACUACCUGCAGAACCGUGGCUGGUGGGACGAAGAGCAGGAGAAAGCCUGGAGGAAGCAGUCCCGCAAGAAGGUGAUGGAGGCCUUUGAGCAGGCUGAGCGGAAGCCAAAGCCCAACCCUAGCCUGCUCUUCUCGGAUGUAUAUCAGGAGAUGCCUGCCCAGCUCCGUAAGCAGCAGGAGUCCCUGGCCCGUCACCUCCAGACCUAUGGGGAGCACUACCCCAUGGACCACUUUGAGAAGUGAGACCCGCUCACCCCACCCACACCCACCUCAGCUGCCCUGAGAGGUAGCCCCACCUUGCCCAAGCCUGUUCCCUCUAAAAUACUCAGGGGCCAGGGUGGUGCCUGAAACCGUAACGGGGUACUCGCUCCUCAUCUCUGCUCCUCCAGCCUGUUACAUUUGGGGGGCAAUUUGCAGCGGUUGCUGAGGCUCCGUGAGCCCCCUCUUCACCUGUUGUUACAGUGCCUUCUCCCUGGGGCAAGGUGAGGGCGCCUCCAGGACUAGAAGCCCCUCUGGGUUGGGGGUGGGCACGGCAAGUCAGCUUGUGGAACCUGGUCAGCAGAGGUAAUGAAUAAACCUUGUCUCUGCGUUUGGCUCUGUA